AUGAAGAAAACUCGUUUAAGAAUGUUUUUGUCAAUUGUUAUAUAUUUAAUCUCAUCAAUAACUUCAGUUUUUGCAAAUAAAUAUGUAUUAAUGGAAAAUGUAAUGGAUACAGUAUUACUAAUAUUUUUACAACAUGUAUCUUGUUUAAUUUUUUUAUUUUUAUUCAGAAAGUAUUUAAGAAAAUUUCAAGACAAAAAUAACUUUCAAGAUUAUUUCUUUUCUUUAUAUGAUGGAAUAAAAAAUAUGUGGCAGUUGAUAAUAUCUUUCAAUCUUACACUAAUAUUUGGGAAUAUUUGUUUAAAAUAUACUAAUGUAUCAUCUUAUCAACUAGCCAGAUCUAUGACAUUACCUUUUAAUUUUCUUUUUUCUUAUUUUUUUUUUAAACAAAUUAAGUUUAAUUGUUUAAUGACACUUUCAUGUAUAUUAGUUUCAAUUGGCUUUUUUGUUUUUUCAAUUGAUGCUAUUAAUACAAACUAUAAAUCUGUAUUAUAUGGUACUAUAGUUUCAAUAAUUCAAGCAAUUCAUUUAAAUUUGUUAAAAGUGAAAUUAAUGAUAUAUAAGGAUAAAAUGAUUAUGAUGCAUUAUAAUUUAAUAUAUUCUUCUAUUAUUUUAUUUAUAUACUUAUUUUUAACUAAAGAUAUAUUUAUCAUAUUUACAUUGAAUUAUAGAAUUUUAUUUUUUCUUUUUUUAUCUUGUAUAUCUUCAAUUUGUGUAACAUUCUCAUCUUUUUUGUGUAUUUAUUAUACAGAUAAUGUUGUUUUUAAUAUGUUUGGAAAUGUUAAAUCAACUAUUCAGACAUUUUUAAGUAAGUUUUAUUAUUCUGAAAAAUUUAAUUUAAAUACAGUAAUAGGUAUAAUACUAACUACAAUAGGUUCUUUUAUUUAUACAUGUUCAAGUGAAUAUGCAAAAAAAGAGAAAAUCAAUUAG
Plasmodium gallinaceum is the source of this 927-nucleotide messenger RNA. Its product is annotated as GDP-fructose:GMP antiporter, putative. The coding region runs from base 1 to 927 and encodes 308 amino acids. Gene Ontology annotation, molecular function: antiporter activity. The transcript is spliced from 3 exons. The record is from RefSeq and is a predicted model, not a curated record. NCBI's taxonomy places the organism in Eukaryota, Apicomplexa, Aconoidasida, Haemosporida, Plasmodiidae. Gene Ontology annotation, cellular component: Golgi apparatus; membrane.